This is a messenger RNA of Limulus polyphemus (Atlantic horseshoe crab), 1546 nucleotides long. RefSeq names its product nuclear receptor-binding factor 2-like. The record is from RefSeq and is a predicted model, not a curated record. Gene Ontology annotation, biological process: autophagy. The transcript has 3 exons. NCBI's taxonomy places the organism in Eukaryota, Metazoa, Arthropoda, Merostomata, Xiphosura, Limulidae. Bases 224 to 1021 code for a protein of 265 amino acids.
CAGCUUGUUGCAUAAAUAUCAACGAAAUAGUGAUAAUAAUUAACAAUAUGAUAGUGAAUUAAUUAUUUUAAGUAUGCUUUAAAAUGAGUUAAUAAAAUGUAUUAUAUGGCCCAAACAAUUGUUUUAAAAUUUCGUAUAUAAUUUAAACUUGUACAGAAAUUAUAUACGAAAUUUGUAGUAUGUUAUUAGUGAUAGUACAAAACGUUUUAAAAAAAUCAGAGUGAUGUCCUGUAUACAAGUAGACCCAACUGUGGCUCAUCAACAAUACCGUAAAGCUGAACAUUUUUUAAAAUCAGGAAAGUUUGAAGAGGCCAUUUCAUGUCACCAAAGAGCAGCAGGUUUGUUACAGGAUGCCUUAAAGCAGACAAAUUCAGAUAAAGCCAAAGAAUCCCUUAUUCUUCAGAGUGAAUUUCAUCUUCGUCAAGAAGCAGUUGUUCGAUACAAGCAAAAUAGCAAAGGUAUUUCAAAAAAGGCUCGGGAAAACAUAAAAGCUGAACAAGAAACCUGUAAUGAAGAUGAAUCUGUAGGAGAACAAUCUCCCAGUAGCGUAGAGCACAUUCAGUUUGCAAUAUUACAAACCAUGGCAGAAAAUGAUUAUUUGCUUCAGUUUCUAAUUCAACCCAGCACUACUUUAGUUGAGUCUUCAUUAGCUACUAAUUUAUGUGAAAGUAACGCGCAAGGUGCAGUUUACACACCCAGAAAUGACAAAGCACUGAUUCAAGAAUUGCAACUAAAUAAUGAAGACUUGAAGAGGUUGCUUCAGCAGUUGACAGUGGAACUAGAGCGGGUAACACGGGAGAAUGAGCACCUUCGAAACAUUGUUGAAGAGUUACAGAGAAAAACCAUUUGGCAGGGAACUAGAAGAUUACAUAUGAUUAAUGACCUAAAUUCUCACUACCCAUUUUCUUCUGUUAAUGACCCAAGCAGUGGUUUAAGAGACCUCCCAGCCCUGACCCCUUUAGAAGUGCCAAAUUUUGAUUUUGCUUUGUUAAAAAAAGAAGCAACGAGAACAAAUUUGUGAGAGACAACUAAACAAGUUGUGCAUGUGGUCUUGCAAAGCUAAGACGUUAAGUAUGAAUUUUAAAAUAUAUCCUAUUACUGUAGAUAGUUUUAUUUCCAAAAUUGUGAACUGUGAAAGUCGGUGGGAGGUUUCUGGAGAUAAACAGGCUAUAAUAUACGCGCAAGCAUAUGGUGAAGAAUGUGAUAUAUUAAUUCACAUCUAAAUCUAUUAAAAAGUCUGAAGAAAUUUUGGUCAAAUUUUCAAGGCAACGAAACUUGUGCUGCAUGAAAUCUACAUCAUUAACAUGUGUGACUUAAAGUAACCUAGUUUGUAAAGUUUACAAUGCUUUACUAUUGUAUAGUUGUAUAUGUACAUUUUAAUAGUUUUAUGAAUAUUUAAGACUGAAUAUAAACUGGCUUUAAGGGUUUAUUGAUCAAAAAUAAAAACACAAAAUUCACCUACGAUUACAGUACCCGAGUACUCAUAAUUUAUGUUGCUUUUGUUUCUGUGCUGAAUAAAAUUGUCAUUGACAGUAGUCCCUGUUAA